AUGCCAGCCGCCGCUACUAUGAGGAAGAUAUACUUGGAAAAGGUACAAGCCCAAGAGCCGAGUCAGCACAUGUUACAACAAGCUACCACCGUUGUCGGUGUAUCUUCUCUAGGCAAUAUGCUCAGGUAUUGGUACAUUUCUGGUACUUUUCUCAUUGUGAGCUUGAUAUCGACAGGCAUUUUACUGGCCGUCACGCCCUCCUUGUUCCCAUUCAAGUAUCCUGGCCUUACAUACUUCUUCCCUCAACACGUCAUACAACUAGAUGAUUUAGCCUUCGACCGGUGCUUUACUGAUGGCGGCGCAGGUUCUGUGGAUGGGUUGGUCUGGAAGUUGUCAUCUGGAAGGUUACUCGGUGUCAACGCCACAGGUUCAUGUGAAUUGCAGCGCGUACUCCCGUUCCUGGCCCAAAGCAACGCCUUCACACUGGACGAUCCUGAUUUCGCAUACAGCAUGGGAGGUGUACCAGUCAACAAGUCUGCCAUGGGGGUGCCGUGCGAGGUGCCGUACGAUGCCUUUGUGGGUGCUUUCGGGCUUCAUACUUUUGGUGUGCCGGUGGGAUUCUGGUCCGAGUUGGAGUCUGUAUCGAUCUGCCUCCCGAUACUGGAAACCAAGCCUGUUUCCUGUUUCAAAACAGGUAGCGUUAUCCUUUACGGAAGAAACCUGACCGUCUCGUCCGACGGAUGCGUGGCAAGUACCAUAUUCUAUAGUGUUGACCCGUCUAGUCAAGGCGCUACUGUUGCUGGCAUUUGUGCGGGCGACCAAGAGGGAACCUCGACGAUUGUUUUUGGGUCUGUAGGCACCCAUGCCUCUGAGCUUAGCGACUUUGCAGGCUUCCGAGGCCAGACAAAGAAUGACACCUUCGCCUUGACGUGUUCCAUCAACAUCCGACCCGCCAUCGCGAUACGUCGACUCAAGUUAGCUCGCUACUCGCGGAAAUAUCUCGAUAAGAUCAACUAUAGUUUCCAAUUUGCGGUCACUAGGGACAUUUCCAAUGACUCACCAUGCCAAGGCAACAUGUCGCUUGAUCGGAUGUCGACAUCCACCGCUCUGGCGGUUGGUGCUUCCGCUCCCUGGCCACUCCUUCGGGAGCGAAGCCAUGUCGACGGACGCCUCGACACGCUCCUUGCUACAGCGGUCGAUUGGAGGGAUACAGUAUCUGGAACUAGCAAGUUGGAGGCAGCACUGUGGGUUGCUGUGGCCAUUGGAAUAGGGAUGUACUGGGCUUCCGGGCAAGAGAACGAUGGUGAGAAGGUUGUGUCCAUGGGUGAGUAUAUGCUGGAAGGCCUACGAGUUGGGCCUUCUAAGUGGUGGGGUCUUGUGUAUACUCUUCCUCUGCUAUUUUCUAUUCUUGUUCUUGCUUUUUUGCUGUGGCAGACUCGUUCCCGAUAA
Messenger RNA from Metarhizium acridum CQMa 102, 1389 nucleotides. RefSeq lists its product as uncharacterized. The record is from RefSeq and is a predicted model, not a curated record. NCBI's taxonomy places the organism in Eukaryota, Fungi, Ascomycota, Sordariomycetes, Hypocreales, Clavicipitaceae.